AUGAAUUUGAAAAUAAAGCUACAAAAGAGGAGGGGCGAAGUGAAUACAAGCCUGUGCAUCGGGCUGGACCCGGAUGAAGCUGACAUAAAGUUCUUCAUGCAGAGUGAGAAGCAAAAUGGCUACCACAGUGUCAAAAAAAACCUAAGCAAUGAUGGUAGUAGUAGCCAGGGUGGACUGUUCACCCCACAAGUGGGGGGACGAAUUCUACUCGCAGAGACGCCGCCAAAGGAGGCACAAGAAAGGGACGAAUUUUUUUACUUCUUCAAUCACUUCUGCUUUUACAUAAUCAAUGAGACGAAGCAAUACGCCCUGGCAUACAAAAUGAAUUUCGCCUUUUACCUCCCAUAUGGUUCCCUCGGAAUAGACGUCUUAAAGAACGUAUUCGAUUAUUUGCACCACCUUAACAUUCCAACCAUCCUUGACAUAAAAAUGAAUGACAUUGGCAACACAGUGAAGCAUUACAGGAAAUUCAUAUUUCACUACUUGAGGAGCGAUUCGUGUACAGCUAACAUUUACAUGGGUACCCACAUGCUACGAGACAUCUGCCUUGACGAAGAAUCCAAACGACAUUAUAGCACCUUCGUACUAAUUAAAACGACCAACGAAGAUUCGCACAUAUUUCAAAAUAGACUUUCCUUCGAUGGUAAAGAAGCGUAUGUAGUAAUUGCAGAAGAGGCACAGAAAAUGGCCAAGCAGUUACAUUUGGAAGAAAAUAAUGAAUUUGUUGGCUUCGUUGUGGGCGCGAACUGCUAUGAUGAAAUAAAAAAAAUAAGAGAGCUUUUCCCUGACUGCUACAUCUUAGCACCAGGGGUAGGUGCCCAGAAUGGCGACUUGCGAAAAAUGUUAUGUAAUGGUUACUCCAGAAAUUAUGAGAGACUGCUCAUCAACGUUGGGCGCGCCAUAACGAAAAGCGGUAAUCCGCAGCAGGCGGCCCGGGAGUACCAUCAUCAGAUUAAGGAGGUCCUCGCGGAGCUCCAGGACUGA
Plasmodium inui San Antonio 1 is the source of this 984-nucleotide messenger RNA. RefSeq names its product orotidine-5'-phosphate decarboxylase. NCBI's taxonomy places the organism in Eukaryota, Apicomplexa, Aconoidasida, Haemosporida, Plasmodiidae. The coding region runs from base 1 to 984 and encodes 327 amino acids. The record is from RefSeq and is a predicted model, not a curated record. Gene Ontology annotation, biological process: pyrimidine nucleotide biosynthetic process; 'de novo' pyrimidine nucleobase biosynthetic process. The transcript has a single exon. Gene Ontology annotation, molecular function: orotidine-5'-phosphate decarboxylase activity.